CUGUAAAGGACGUCAACGCCCACGGUAAUUAUUGACAUUAAAACACAUGCUACUGCUCUCGACGAAGUCAUAGCCACGAUAACAAUGAAAGACACACAAAAUGAGUGAAACCACGAGAAAACAUGUAAAGGGAUUUAUGACAAAAUCCCGUUAUGACUUAACGUUUGACCACUUGUGUGUUGUCAUGUCUUUCAUCAAGGCUUAUGCUGCUUACCUCAAGCGUACCGGUAAGCUCGAAGUCCCCAAGUGGGUCGAUCUUGUCAAGACCGGUACCUUCAAGGAAUUGGCUCCCUAUGACCCCGAUUGGUACUAUAUCCGUGCUGCCUCCGUUGCUCGUCACAUCUACAUCCGUAAGAACGUUGGUGUUGGUGCCUUGAACAAGGUUCACGGUGGUACCGUCAACCGUGGUUCUCGUCCUUCUCACCACGUUGAUGCCUCUGGCUCCGUCAACCGUAAGGUCCUCCAAUCUUUGGAAAAGAUCGGUGUCUUGGAACAAGACAAGAAAGGUGGCCGUAGAAUCACUCAAGAUGGACAACGUGAUUUGGAUCGUAUUGCCAUGACUCUCGCUGAAGAAUCCGACGAAGAAUAA
Messenger RNA from Rhizopus microsporus ATCC 52813, 589 nucleotides. Its product is annotated as ribosomal protein S16. Bases 101 to 589 code for a protein of 162 amino acids. Gene Ontology annotation, cellular component: cytosolic small ribosomal subunit; ribosome. The transcript has 5 exons. Gene Ontology annotation, molecular function: structural constituent of ribosome; RNA binding. NCBI's taxonomy places the organism in Eukaryota, Fungi, Mucoromycota, Mucoromycetes, Mucorales, Rhizopodaceae. Gene Ontology annotation, biological process: ribosomal small subunit assembly; translation. The record is from RefSeq and is a predicted model, not a curated record.